ACAGAUCACUCUGACUCCACGCUUCUCUUCUUCUCUUCUGCUGCGUGAGAUUUUCUUUCUCUUCCGGUUGUCGUCUGUUCGUGUUGCAGAUUAACCAGUGUCGAAAUGGCCAAGUCAAAGAAUCACACAACCCACAACCAGUCUCGUAAAGCCCACAGGAACGGCAUCAAGAAGCCCACGUCUCAGCGUUAUGAGUCACUGAAGGGUGUGGACCCUAAGUUCCUGAAGAACAUGCGCUUUGCUAAGAAGCACAACAAGAAGGGCAUGAAGAAGGUGCAGAAGGCACUUAACACGAAAUAGGCUGCCAUCCAGUCACCUCCAUGUCUGUCAGUUUCAUAAACUGUUUCCACCAUCACAAUAAAGCCAUGCUUUGUUAACAAACCAA
Molecule: messenger RNA, 385 nt
Organism: Cottoperca gobio
Lineage: Eukaryota; Metazoa; Chordata; Actinopteri; Perciformes; Bovichtidae
Gene: rpl29
Product: ribosomal protein L29
Exons: 4
Coding region: 106-300 (64 amino acids)
Biological process (GO): cytoplasmic translation
Cellular component (GO): cytosolic large ribosomal subunit; ribosome
Molecular function (GO): structural constituent of ribosome
Source: RefSeq, a predicted model, not a curated record